AUGCCAAACAUUGAGGUGAUUCAUGCCGAUGAGACCACCUUACAAUUGCUUCGAGGUCCUAAGACCCAGGAAGUGGAGGUCUCGCCGCUGGAGGUGAACUUUUCCCAGCACGUGAUCUAUCCCUUAUUUUCCGACGGCACGUCUGUGGAUGAGACCGUGAGGGAAGUGACCGCAGUGGAGUCGUUUGAUGAGGAGAUCUAUUGGCUCAAAGCGCCUUUCCCACCAAUUCAGGCGGUGCGUUGGUGUCCCAAGCUUCGUGAUGGGGAAGGGAAGCCUGUCUUGGAUGAGAACGGGGAAGAGCGCCGAGGGGUGGAGGGGCUCUUCACCUUGGACAAUCGACGUCUCUAUGUGCUCCAGCGUGCAGCAGUCUACCAGUACCCCAGGAAGUGCAAGAUCACCGUGGAGGUUGUGACUGACCGGUGGGAGGUUCUUAACCAUUUGAAGAAGUUUCGUACUCGCACCAAUGGCCUUUCGAUCUUUGUCUCGGAAUGGAAUGGCACGGGCCGCGACAACACCAAGCACUUUGACGUGCUGCGUGUCUGGGACUGGAGGUCGGCUGUUUCAAAGCUGGAAGAAGGGCCAGCCGAACAAGAACAGGCUGCCGAUGCGGGAAAUUGCGGCUGCUGGGAGUAUUUGGACCCACGCAAGCUGUGCCGAGGGCCCUACAGCAAUUGGCAAAUGCAGCAAUGGUGGGACCAUGGGAUGCUGCCGCGCGACUUGCAGAUCCGCCCCUUUCGGCCAAAGACAGCUGAAGCAGACGCAACAUCUUUGGGAAAUCCAGACCGAUUCGCACGCAUGGCGCUCGCUGCACUGGCGCUCGCUGCACUGGCGUCCAUCGUUUGCCCUGCCGACAGCUUUCGGAGCGGCACCGCAGCCGAUGAAUGUCAAGAGAAGGAGAAGAUCGAGAUGAUGAUGAAAGUGUACACCCCAGAUGAGGAGAAGAUGUUCAAGGAGUGGUUCAGCGCCGUCGAGAACGAGGAUGUGCAGAAGAUCCGCUUGCUAAUCUCUCUGGGCGCGGAUAUAGACUUGAAACAAAAGUGGCGGGAUGACCACUCAGCCUUGGACUUGGCGGCCGAUCAAGGCAAUGUGGAGAUGGUGAAGACUCUUAUCUCUCUCAAAGCUGAUGUGAAUUCCCGGGCUUACUCUGGGCAGACCCCGCUGUAUCAAGCAGGCGGCAGGUGCUUUACGAAGACGGAGAAAAGUACAGAGAUCACCAAGCUUCUCUUGGAGGCCAAAGGAGAUCCAAAUCUCAAGGACACCACGUUUGGAAGGGCUCCAUUGAUUUAUGCAGCCCGAGAUGAUUGUGUGGAAAUGGUGAAGUUGCUGCUCGCUGCUGGCGCCGACGCCAACACCGAGGACAACGAUGGGAUGACUCCUUUGGACCAUGCAGAGCAACGUCACAGGACCGAGGCGGACUCCUCUGCCAAAUUGUGGAUCACGGCACUGGGGGAACCCUGCUUUUGCCAACCGAACAUGGACAGAAUAGACGACUAGGCAGGUCAACCUACCGUGAGUUCCGGGCUCCGGAUUGAACGACCCACAGCCAUCUCCGAAUCAGGGAGUUGGUUGGUCUAAGCAAGUCACCAAGAGCCAUUUCACAUGGAA
Molecule: messenger RNA, 1605 nt
Organism: Durusdinium trenchii
Lineage: Eukaryota; Dinophyceae; Suessiales; Symbiodiniaceae
Source: the annotation of a GenBank genome assembly